CCGGUAGUCACGUGUUGUCUCUUCGUUCUUUUCCGGCAUCCUUUCGCGUCGUGUCCGCACAGUUAUCAACAGUCUUGCUACUAUGUUCCGUACAGCGCUCCGGCUUUCGGCCACAGGAGCCCGGACCUUGACGACCCGGUUCCAACCCCGCCAUGCAGCGCCGUUGGCUUCGAGAUGUUAUUCCCAUGCCAAAGUGGAGACGGACGAGGAGUUUGACGCCCGCUGGGUCACCUACUUCAACAAGCCCGACAUCGAUGCGUGGGAGCUGAAGAAAGGCAUGAACACCUUAAUUGGGUACGACCUGGUACCUGAGGCCAAGAUCCUAGACUCGGCACUCAGGGCGUGCCGGAGACUCGACGAUCUCGCCAGUGCCAUCCGCAUCCUGGAGGCUGUCAAAGACAAAGCGGGCCCUCACAAAGACAUUUACCCAUACUUGAUCCAGGAACUGCAGCCCACGCUGGCAGAACUUGGCAUCUCCACGCCAGAAGAACUCGGCAUUGACAAGCUUUAACAGGCAAAGUUAGACAUCAAUGUGUCUGUCGGGCACCCGUGGUUCUGCCCGUACUUGUUCAUGCCACUGCACAAAUGGGUUAUUCCUCAAUAGAAAUUUUAUUUUUUUCCCACCCUAAGGUGCUUGGAGGGAUAAACUCUCUUGUCAAAAAUGUCUAAUAGUGUUGAUUGAUCCUAUACUGUCCUAAUAUGUACAAAAUGGUUAACUGAAUAAACAAAUGCAGAACGUU
Molecule: messenger RNA, 740 nt
Organism: Corythoichthys intestinalis (scribbled pipefish)
Lineage: Eukaryota; Metazoa; Chordata; Actinopteri; Syngnathiformes; Syngnathidae
Product: cytochrome c oxidase subunit 5A, mitochondrial-like
Exons: 4
Coding region: 83-511 (142 amino acids)
Biological process (GO): mitochondrial electron transport, cytochrome c to oxygen
Cellular component (GO): mitochondrial inner membrane
Source: RefSeq, a predicted model, not a curated record